Messenger RNA from Macaca mulatta (Rhesus monkey), 2608 nucleotides. RefSeq names its product alkaline ceramidase 2 (gene ACER2). The record is from RefSeq and is a predicted model, not a curated record. NCBI's taxonomy places the organism in Eukaryota, Metazoa, Chordata, Mammalia, Primates, Cercopithecidae. Gene Ontology annotation, biological process: sphingosine biosynthetic process; ceramide catabolic process. Gene Ontology annotation, molecular function: N-acylsphingosine amidohydrolase activity. Gene Ontology annotation, cellular component: Golgi membrane.
GCGCUGGAGGCCGGCUGGGAGGCGCACAUCCGGCGGCUGCCCGGUACUUCAUAAAGCCGCUGUCGCCGCGGGCUGUCGCCGCGGUUUGCCUCUGCAGCAGCUCUGGGCUCUUCUCGGCUGCGGGAGCAGCUGCUCCAAUGCUCCAGGGUGGCCAUGGGCGCCCCGCACUGGUGGGACCAGUUGCAGGCUGGCAGCUCGGAGGUGGACUGGUGCGAGGACAACUACACCAUCGUGCCUGCUAUCGCCGAGUUCUACAACACGAUCAGCAAUGUCUUAUUUUUCAUUUUACCGCCCAUCUGCAUGUGCUUGUUUCGUCAGUAUGCAACAUGCUUCAACAGCGGCAUCUACUUAAUCUGGACUCUUUUAGUUGUAGUGGGAAUUGGAUCCGUCUACUUCCAUGCAACCCUUAGUUUCCUGGGUCAGAUGCUUGAUGAACUUGCAAUCCUUUGGGUUCUGAUGUGUGCUUUGGCCAUGUGGUUCCCCAGAAGGUAUCUACCAAAGAUCUUUCGGAAUGACCGGGGCAGGUUCAAGGUGGUGGUCUGUGUCCUGUCUGCAGUUACGACGUGCCUGGCAUUUGUCAAGCCUGCCAUCAACAACAUCUCUCUGAUGACCCUGGGAGUUCCUUGCACUGCACUGCUCAUCGCAGAGCUAAAGAGAUGUGACAACGUGCGUGUGUUUAAGCUGGGCCUCUUCUCGGGCCUCUGGUGGACCCUGGCCCUGUUCUGCUGGAUCAGUGACCGAGCUUUCUGCGAGCUGCUGUCGUCCUUCAACUUCCCCUACCUGCACUGCGUGUGGCACAUCCUCAUCUGCCUUGCUGCCUACCUGGGCUGUGUAUGCUUUGCCUACUUUGAUGCUGCCUCAGAGAUUCCUGAGCAAGGCCCUGUCAUCAAGUUCUGGCCUAGCGAGAAAUGGGCCUUCAUUGGUGUCCCCUACGUGUCCCUUCUGUGUGCCAACAAGAAAUCAUCAGUCAAGAUCACGUGAUGGCAAGGUGGUGGCUGGCUUCUCUGCUUAUCGCCCCUCAUGCAGUGGGCUUCCUUUGCUAGGAAGACAGCCAAGGGAUUUCGAAGAGUUGGGAUGUGGGCUAUCUUUUCAAAAAUCUGUUUGCUGAGGCUCUCACUAAUAUGUCUGUGGACCACCAGGAUUCCCCUGUGCAAGGGGAAAAGUGUCUAUUCCUUUCCCAAAGACGGAAAAUGGAGGGCUUAGGGACACUAGAUGCAUCUUUCUCAGCAUCGCUUCCAGAUGCAGUGACUUGUUGCGCUGCAUCCUUAAUGGCCAUGGCAGAGCAGUCCCUUGGGGGAUCCAGCCCUGUACAAUGCAUCUCGUCCUGGAGAAAGCUGGCCUGCUCCAGACCCCACCAUUCCCAGGCACCCUUGGAGUGGAUUCUACUGAUGACAGACAGACCCUCUGACAGACAAGACCCUCUGACUCUCUGAUGGAAGAUGCCAGAGAUUUUCCUUUGGAGUAAUUGUUCUUAAACAAAACCAAACAGAUGAAACACACACAGGACUUGUGGCUAAAAAAGGCUAGUUUUUCACUUGCAUUUCUCAACUAACAUGCAUCUGUGAAUCCUUUUACUACUACCUCUGUGGAGAGAUGGAGAGACUUCAGAUAAAGGUGAAGCUAAUGCGUAAAACCCUCUCUGCCAAAACCUACACUCCACUGUAGGCCAUUCUUGAAGAUGAGCACAGUUUUUAAAUACUGACAUCAUUUCCGCUUCCCCCUCCCACCCCAGCUCAGCAGCCUCAAAUCCACAGAGAAGAAGAAUUAUGGCAUGAACAUUCCCACAGACCCACCAUCUUUAAGACUUGACCGCCGUAAGUUUACCAAAAGGCUCCUCACAAUUGUGGUGGGGGUUCUGGUUCAAAAUUUGGAGCACACAUGAAGUUUUUGGAAACUUUUUCUCAUUUAAAGUCUCCAGUAUGCUGUACUGUUCUGGAAAUUACCUUCAAGAAUCUCACUUCUUGUUUCUGUUGUGUUUUCUGUGGGCAUCAUGUUAUUCACUCUUGCGGUAGAAGGUGCUUUCUGGGUUUCCCAGAGUAUCCAACGGCUCACUUUUCUCAAGUGCUGGCAGUAACCAUGCACUCACGGGCUAGUUUGGGCCGCUGAUGCAGCAGUGCAAAUCUGUUGCCUUCUGAAUUUUUCUCACCUAAUGUGACAUUGGCUACAAUGAAUCUUCUCUUCAUCGGGCUGAAUGCAAGAUUCAAGAACUGUCUUCAAGGUGCAUGGUGGGAAUUAUCAACCUCAGGGAUACUCAUUUUAACUCAGGCAUGUCCUGCUUUGUAACAUUCCGUUGUUGGGAGAGGGCAGGACAGGUGCAUUCUUGUGUGGGCAGGAGUCAUGUCACUGUCCUACAUAUGUAAGAGUUGGGAAGGUGAUGAUUUUUGGCACAUCCAGGAACUCUUACUCUAGUUAGAAUUUGUACAAGAUCCAAGGUGAAAACCCCAAUAAGCAACUGAAUUUAGAGUUUAAAAAUGAAUGACUUUAUGCUACAUCUGUGGUUAUCAAAUUAUGUAGCUUGUUCAAGAGCAGAACCCUGUUUGUAGUAAGAAAUCUUUGUGGAACCCCAGUGUGUGAAAUAAAUUGUAUUUUAUUAACUCAAAUUUAAGGU